Ipomoea nil (Japanese morning glory) is the source of this 1473-nucleotide messenger RNA. Its product is annotated as putative nuclease HARBI1. Lineage: Eukaryota; Viridiplantae; Streptophyta; Magnoliopsida; Solanales; Convolvulaceae. The coding region runs from base 1 to 1473 and encodes 490 amino acids. The record is from RefSeq and is a predicted model, not a curated record. The transcript is spliced from 3 exons.
AUGAAUCCCUCACACCCCUUUUCAUCAUCACCCCAACACCCAUCUUCAUCCUCGCAAGAGGAUGACGAUGAUCUCAUUGCUACAAUACAAUCACAACAACAAGCACUACUAAGUACGUAUGCUAACAACAAUGCUGCCAUGGCUUACUGUUUGGAGAUUAUGUCUACUCAAGCCAUCAACCCAAGUCAUGGCGGUUCAAUUUCUGGGCAUAGAGUGAUUCACCGUGACCGUGAAGAUGGUGAUCGAAGAUUACAUGCUGAUUAUUUUUCAGAAAAUCCAAAAUAUAAUGAGGCAAUAUUUCGUAGACGAUUUCGAAUGAGUCGAAAUUUGUUCUUACGAAUUGCCAAUGCUGUUGCAGAGCACAACAAUUACUUUGUGCAACGGAGAGAUACAAUCGGUAGACUAGGCUUGUCUACUUUACAAAAAGUAACAGCAGCAUUUCGAAUUUUGGCAUAUGGAGUAGCAGCAGAUGCAACCGAUGAAUACAUCCAAAUUGGAGAAUCAACAGCAAUUGAAAGUUUGAAGAGAUUUUGCAGAGCGGUCGUAGAGGUCUUUGGACAACGCUAUCUAAGAGCGCCAGAUGCUAAUGAUGUUGCAAGGUUGCUUGAAAUUGGUGAGAGGCGUGGCUUUCCAGGGAUGCUUGGGAGUUUAGACUGCAUGCAUUGGACUUGGAAAAACUGUCCAACAGCUUGGGCCGGACAAUAUGCUGGGCGUAGUCGAGAACCAACUAUUGUUCUCGAGGCCGUAGCUGAUUAUGAUUUGUGGAUUUGGCAUGCACAUUUUGGUUUGCCGGGGUCGAAUAAUGAUAUUAAUGUGUUGGAGGCAUCACAUUUGUUUGCAAACAUUGCAAAUGGUACGGCACCUCCUGCUCAUUAUGUUAUUCAAGGGAAAGUGUACGAUACAGGAUAUUAUUUAGCUGAUGGGAUAUAUCCGAAAUGGUCAACCCUGGUGCAAACUAUUCAUCAGCCCCUAGGACCAAAGAAAAAGUUAUUUGCAAUGAUGCAAGAAGCAUGUAGAAAGGAUGUAGAACGUGCAUUUGGGGUCCUUCAAUCAAGAUUUGCAAUAGUCAAGGGACCAGUACGUUUUUGGGAUAAACAUGUAUUGCAUGAUAUAAUGACAUCAUGCAUCAUAAUGCAUAAUAUGAUAAUUGAAGAUGAACGUGAUGAGCAAGUCGAUAUACAAAGUUGGAGAGAAGCACCGGGUCCUGAGGUUGAUAUAUGUAGAGAUGAAAGAAUUGUCUUUGAAGAGUUUCUUGCUCGACAUAGGCAAAUCAAAAAUAAAGAAGCGCAUUAUGCGCUUCGUGAUGCAUUGAUCGAGCAUAUGUGGGAACAUUAUGAAUUUGGUGCAAUGGUUGGAGAUGGUCUAAGCACUGAAAUUUUCAGAAAAGUAGAGGGAAAAAAUGGUUUUGGAUUUUUGGUAUUUGUUGAUGAUAUUUUGCUGAAUGCUCAAGUUCAAGAAAUCCCGGUUCUUUAA